UACGUCGUACAGUGAUGUUCGAUUUCGUAAGAAAUUUAUCACAAAAAUUUCUUCACUUGACAGAGAGGAUUGUAAUUCGUAAACAAAUUGGGGACUAAAUUCAGUAACGCAUUUUCUCGAAAAACUUUUCACCAAAUUAUGAACAAAAUUUUGUAUCGCGAAGACGGCCUCUAGUCACACAUUUGAUUCUGAUUCUAAUAUGUUCAUUUUCUUUGCAGGCGGAGGCUCAGCUCUGAAAGAUGUGUCCGUUACGAUUCCAACGGCCGUACGUGUGAUGGACACGAUAACCCUUCAGUGUCGGUUUGACCUUGAGGGCGAACCUCUGUAUACGUUGAAAUGGUACAAGGGCGGCAAGGAGUUCUAUCGGUACAUACCCAAAGAAAUGCCCAACACGCAGGUAUUUGCGCUGCCAGGAAUAAACGUUGACAGAAGCAAGAGUAAUCCGUACGAGGUAGUUCUGAGGAACGUUCAACCAGAAGCAACUGGAAAAUACAAAUGUGAAGUAUCGUCUGAUGCUCCCAACUUCUAUACUAUCAUGGAAUCGGCCUACUUGUUUGUUAUCGAUGUUCCAGUGGAUGAUCCAGUAAUGACAGUGGAUAAGGAAGUAGCCGAUGUUGGCUCUAUCCUUACAGGAAACUGUUCAACGCCCGCCUCAUAUCCCGCAGCAAAUAUAACGUGGUAUCUCAAUGGGAAAAAGAUACCUCAGAGCUCCCAACGCCUUCUCACGCCCUCGGAGCUGCAGAACACCGUCCCCUCCGCAUCUGCGACUUCCGUGAAUCCCCGUCGCACGCCUAUGGUGGCGUUCUCGCAACUAGAAUUAGAUAUAGACGAAGAUACAUUCCAAAACGGUAAAGCGAGACUAAAAUGUGCCGGUACCAUCUUUCAUCUGUAUAAGAGGGAAAAGGAGAUAGUGUUGGAAGAAGAGCGGCCCAGACCGAAACCCUCGUCGGUAUUGGGGAUCCGGGAUGCUGCAGGAGAUUCGUCGCAGCAUUCCAAGAGCGUCUUCAGUGUCACCAUCUUGACUAUUUUCUUUCUUGUGCGGUAACAAAUUGCAGUGUAUCUUCCGCUAAGUAUAUAGAUUGUAUAUAUAGAACGUGUAAAUAAUCCUUGGGUAGAAUCAUGCCUAUAUGUUGUAACGUGUGUAAAUAAAGUGUAAAUAGGGAAAGGUGAAUAUGUGUCGUGGAAGUUUUGAGAGUGUUGGAUUACUGCAUCGGGAAUAUGUGUGUAGGGUAGUCAUAGAGUUUAUAAACGUUUAUAAAUUGCGCAAGUCUCUAAAGAGCUAGCGAUUUGUUAGCUUUAGUUCCAAAUGACGUAAUUUAAAGCGGAUUCUGGGCAAGCAAAGGCAUUGAAUGAAAUAUAUAAUGAAUUUUGAGGAAGCUUCGUAGGUUAAAUUCAUAGGUUGAACAUCUUUAAUGUGGUGUAUAAUACCGUGAACUCACUUUUCUCCUGCGAACAAAGUUUCCGUUAAAGAUCCUCCUCCAAGAUUGCUCUAGUCAGUUAGUUGGAGAAUAAAACUCUAGGUUUUGAAUAUCAAGCGAUGAUACGACGAAUUCAGAAUACUACAGAUGUGUGAUAUAGUGCUUCCGCUGGAGUUUCUAUGCGUGAAGUUAGUGCGAGUAUUCUGAUAAAGUUAAGCGACUCCGAACAGACUAGAGCUAUUUUGCGUUGCAAAGCUAGUCGAAAAGUUUUGAGAGUACGACGGGGCAUGCAUCUACUUUCAAUUGUAGAUAAAUCAGUUGCAGUAUCGCCGAUCGAGUCGAAAUCCACGCAUCGUCUAAGCUAAGAAAGAUCUUGCAGCCUUGUCUGCGAUCUCGUUCUUCGUUUGCGUGUCAAAUGCUCCACACAUUCAGUGAUGAUAUCUAGUUACUGCGAUUCAAUAGACACGCCGCAGCAAGAGUGACAGUGGUGAUCGAAACUAUUCAUCACAAAACAUAUAUACUGAAGAUUAAUUCCAUGCAAUUCAACGUCAAGAUGGCUGACUUAUCUACUUGUCAGCGCGAUAGUUGCCAAAUUGUGCAUCCAUGCCUCGCAAUACAUAUAAAUAUGUAUGCUGUAUAUUGACCUGGGUAUAAAGCACGUUUUGUGGAAACUUCAAAAUCAACUGUUUGAUAAUUUUGUGAGGUAUGGUGUGGUGUGCCACGCAUACACCACAGAACAAUUUAGGAUAUGGUUCCAUGAUAUGUAACAUAUUUUGUAAAUAGUCUUAUAGUCAACGAUAUGUUAUCGUAUUUGUAAGCCUUUGAGUCGCAUCGAAUACUGACGCUUCCUGCUCGCAAGUUCUUUCUUAAUUUAAAAAAAAAUUGAUGGUACCUUCCAAUGCAGCACGAAAAGCCUGUGCUUUUGUGGCCUCCAUCUCAAUUCAUUACGGAUACAAGAAGGUGUAAACUAUCGAUAUAGCUUAAAUGGAAUUUAAACGAUAUAACUGGAAUAUGCUGUUCAGUCAUAUAACCACAUGAUGCUGAAUGAUUUUGUGGAGAUGUGAUACCUACUGAAGCUUAUUUUGUGUAACCGCAAAAAUCAAAUAAUUGUUGUAUACUCCGCAAUUUACAAUGAUGAUAGUAAUAGAAUAUCCUCUUGUUCAAUAGCAGUGUCAGCAAGGCUGUGCAACUCAAGGGUAUGUGUAUCUAAAACCAUGUGCGUACAAUCACCAAUAUUUACGAGCUGAUAUCUAUGCAUACAAAACUGCAAAUAUACAUAUAAAGAACAGCGCUAUUAGAAAAGGUUCGA
Acanthoscelides obtectus is the source of this 2727-nucleotide messenger RNA. The record is from the annotation of a GenBank genome assembly. Lineage: Eukaryota; Metazoa; Arthropoda; Insecta; Coleoptera; Chrysomelidae.